Messenger RNA from Cuscuta campestris, 312 nucleotides. The record is from the annotation of a GenBank genome assembly. Lineage: Eukaryota; Viridiplantae; Streptophyta; Magnoliopsida; Solanales; Convolvulaceae.
GUUAGGCCUGUUGUUGAAACUGGCUAUGAAAAUGUAUUGCUAGUGAGGCUGCUGUUGGAAAUUAGAGUUCCUUCCGUUCGCAAGUCAUCGGUUGCAGAGGGGCUUACAGUGGAUGAUAUGCUUGAAAAUUGGAGGACGAUAAAGCCUGUAGUAAUCGAAGAAUGGAACGAAAACAGAGAUGACCUAAUUGAUCUUUUUGGUAAGGUUAGGGAUGAGUGGAUGGACAAUGAUAUGUGUACUUGGAUUGGAUCAAACAGGUAAGUGUCCUACUAGUACUCACUAUAUUCCCAUGGAAUCAAACUACAUAGGAAA